Molecule: messenger RNA, 528 nt
Organism: Phytophthora sojae
Lineage: Eukaryota; Oomycota; Peronosporomycetes; Peronosporales; Peronosporaceae
Exons: 5
Source: RefSeq, a predicted model, not a curated record
CAGCCACAUCCGCUGAGCCACCCCACGCAGCCUGCAACCGUGCAGAAGGCCUCGGUCCCGAUUCUCGCCUUGCCCACCAGCAGCCCACCACCACCACAUCCGCUGAGCCACCCCACGCAGCCUGCAACCGUGCAGAAGGCCUCGGUCCCGAUUCUCGCCUUGCCCACCAGCAGCCCACCACCAGUGGCUACACGGCCCCUAGCGAUGGCGCCAUUGGCUCGUUGCCACCCCACGCAGCCUGCAACCGUGCAGAAGGCCUCGGUCCCGAUUCUUGCCUUGGCCACCAGCAGCCCACCAGCACCACAUCCGCUGAGCCACCCCACGCAGCCUGCAACCGUGCAGAAGGCCUCGGUCCCGAUUCUCGCCUUGCCCACCAGCAGCCCACCACCUCCACAUCCGCUGAGCCACCCCACGCAGCCUGCAACCGUGCAGGAGGCCUCGGUCCCGAUUCUCGCCUUGCCCACCAGCAGCCCACCACCAGUGGCUACACGGCCUCUAGCGAUGGCGCCAAUGGCUCGUUGGUGGUAA